CUGGUUUCUAAGGGCGCUUGGUAGGAAGAUGGCGUUACUCUAGUAGUUGAUGUACGUUCCCAGAAGCCUAGUUUUCACUCGUUUAUGACCUCUGUGUUGGGUUUCUAUCUUGGCCGUGUUCCAUACAAAUACGCUUGGGAUCUUCAAAAGUCCAUUGUUGGAUUGCUGAAAUCUUUUGAUGCCCCUUCUGUCCAUUGCAUCCUACUACUGGAGCACAGCCCAGUAUAUACGAUUGGCAUAAGGCAUACUGAUCCUGUGAACGAUUAUGGGAAGGUUGGAAUCGAACGUUUAAGAAAUUUGGGGGCUGAGUUUUUCAGUACUGAUCGUGGAGGUUUGAUUACUUAUCAUGGUCCGGGGCAGCUUGUAGUUUAUCCAAUAAUCAAUCUUCGAUGCAAGUCUUUACAAGGCCGAGGUUUAAAGUGGUAUGUUGGGGCCUUAGAGAAAGCUGGCGUUCGUUUGUGCUCGCAAUUCGGUUUAAAUGCGUUUGUUGGAGGAGAUUCGGAGACUGGCGUAUGGCUUGAUUCAAUGCAUAAAGUUAUGGCUAUUGGUAUCCGCCAAAGUAAUUCAAUAACAUAUCAUGGAAUAUCUAUAAAUUGUACUACAGAACCACUGCCAUGGCUCAGGCAAAUAGUACCAUGUGGUUUAGUUGAUCGAGAUGUUACCUGCCUAAGCGAAGCUUGUGGAAGACAGUGUACACCAAAAGAAGUGGCACCUAAAAUCGCAGACUGUAUCAUUUCAGGUUUGUUUACACCACAGAAAAAUGGAGAUCUAAGCAUCAAUUACCAAUAUCGAAAUGAUUUGGCAAGUGAUUGGUGUGUACCAGAGCGUAGUCUCAAUUGCAGCAUGAGUGAUUUUCAACAAUCAUUUGCAGUCAAUAAAUCCUGGCCUUGUAUAGUAGAAGAAAUUCUUUCCUCUUUACAAUCAUGUUUUUCAAGUUGUACAGUUGAUGAACUAAUGACUGAUAGUAAUAAAUGAUAGUGAUAAGUAAUAAUUUUUACAUUAAUUUUCUAUUUAUUCAUGCUGCGUUCAAUAUACUGGGAUUACAAGUAAUAGCACUAUUGGAUGUGUGGAGACGUGGGUUACUCAACGGUGAUACAUUACUAAUAACUGGAUGAUUUUUUGGAACGCAAUGUAUUACUCGCAAUUAUGCCAUUGUAUUCACAUGACUUCCUAAAUUGCUUUAUACAUCCUUACCCCUUGUUGUUUUUUU
Messenger RNA from Trichobilharzia szidati, 1210 nucleotides. NCBI's taxonomy places the organism in Eukaryota, Metazoa, Platyhelminthes, Trematoda, Strigeidida, Schistosomatidae. The record is from the annotation of a GenBank genome assembly.